Molecule: messenger RNA, 5815 nt
Organism: Sceloporus undulatus (fence lizard)
Lineage: Eukaryota; Metazoa; Chordata; Lepidosauria; Squamata; Phrynosomatidae
Gene: PXN
Product: paxillin
Exons: 15
Coding region: 118-3483 (1121 amino acids)
Biological process (GO): transforming growth factor beta receptor signaling pathway; substrate adhesion-dependent cell spreading; endothelial cell migration
Source: RefSeq, a predicted model, not a curated record
GGCCAACAUCAGAGGGGCGCGCGCGCGAGGCCGAGAAGCUGAGGCCAAAGUUGCGGAGCCUCCAGCGAAGAAGCGGCGGCGGCCGGAGCGGGGAGUGGCGGCGGCGGCGGCAACAACAUGGACGACCUGGAUGCAUUACUAGCUGAUCUGGAAUCCACUACCUCCCACAUCUCCAAGCGACCUGUCUUCCUGGCAGAGGAAACCUCAUACUCAUAUCCAACUGGAAAUCAUACAUACCAGGAAAUCACUGUACCUCCUCCGGUGCCGCCACCUCCUUCCAAUGAGGCCUUGAAUGGGACUGUAAAUGACCCUUUAGACCAGUGGCAGCCCAGCAUCCCCCAAAAUAUUCACCAGCAGUUGCAGUCCCAGUCUCCUGUGUACAGCACCAGUGCCUCUAUACCCAGAGAGUGUGUUAUCUCUCCUUCACGUGCAAGUGAAGAGGAGCACGUCUACAGUUUCCCCAACAAGCAGAAGUCUGCAGAACCAUCUCCUACCCUGAUGAGCUCUUCAUUAGGCAAUAACCUAUCAGAACUGGACCGACUCCUACUAGAACUCAAUGCUGUUCAGCACAACCCUCCUAGUGGCUAUCCAGCAGAUGAAGCUGCUACUAGGAACCCCUCACUGCCCAGUGGGGCUGGAUCUCACUAUGGCACCUUGGAGAAUACUACCUCUUUGAACACACAACCAACAGCCCCUGCAAAAGAGAAGCCUAAGCGGAAUGGAGGGCAUGGCAUUGAGGAUGUGUGCCCCAGUGUGGAGAGCCUUUUGGAUGAACUAGAGAGCUCUGUGCCCAGUCCAGUUCCAGCUAUCACUGUGAAUCAAGGUGAAAUGAGCAGCCCACAGCGGGUCACCUCCAGCCAGCAACAAACUCGCAUAUCUGCCUCAUCAGCAACAAGAGAAUUGGAUGAGCUGAUGGCUUCGCUUUCGGACUUCAAGACCAGUUCCACCAUCUCACUGACCUCUGAACCCUCCGUGGAGCUGCUCCCUGGCCUGGCUAGCCCAGAUCCAGGUAGUGUCCCUCCUACUAUGACUCUCGUGACUACCUCAAAGCAGCAAGCCAUAGGUGACUAUGGGGAUGUGCUGGGCCCACUAAUACCUCUUCCAUUGGAAAUACUUCACAUUGAGGAAGAAGGUAAUAGUCCAGUGAGUGCUGUGAUUCCAGAGCAUUCUUUUUCCACCCUACAUCAUUCUUCUCAAUCCUGGACUGAACCACCACUUAUAGAGGCCUCAGUCAGUCUCCCAAGCUCAGAUAGACCAAGCAGAGAGUCCACUUCCAAUGGGGCCUUUCUUUCAUUUUCCACGGCGGAAUUGUUAUCUAUUCAGUCUGAUGCUGGAGCCCAAAAUCAGAGGUCAGCAGAAUCAAAAGCACCUUGGAGGCAGAGGGGGAGAUAUGAAGCUAAGGCUGCAUCAUUUUCUCUUAUGAGCUCCUGCAUAAAUGGCAAGGUGAAAGGGACAACACCAAAGGAAGCGGAAGCAGCAGCUGGUACAAGUGCUGCUGAUCAUAAGGCAAAUGAAGCUAAUAAAGUAGCUUUAAAUGAGCUGAGCAAUUCAGAUGUAUCUCAGUUUGUAACAAGAAGAUCUCUGGAGAGUGAUCGUGUUGCUCCAGCUGCACACAAACUGGAUCUUGCAAGUCUGGAUCAGUGGGAGAGCUUCUCAGGCCCCAAAGGCCAGCAGGGCCAUACCCUGCAGCAAGUUGUUGAAGUGAAAGAUCCAGCAAGGGCUAGCAGUUGCCCAGAUGUAGCUGAGAAGAAGCGUGAUGUAGAGGGAAUUUUCAGGAAAAAUAGUCUCCAGAACACUCCAGUGGGGCAAUGGAAAGAGCCCCUCUCCAGUUCUAUAGACUCUACAGGAAAUACCUUGAAAGAGGACCUGGAUCUGGCCCCUGCUUGCAGGACACCUGUGGAGAGGAUUUCUACAUCAGGCCAGAUAAAAUCUGUAAUCAAGCAAACAAAAGAGACCUCACAUGUGCACCCAAUGUGCCGGGAUCUCUCACCAAGACGCAAGCUGGGCCCAGCCAUAUUCCAUAAGACGGUCUCCCAAGACCGCUUGAUUGAGGAAUUGCAAGACAGGUUGGGCAUUAGCAAACCAGAACAGGAAGAAUGGAGAAGCCCAGACAACUGGAUGACUGAGGGAGUAAUCAUCAUUUCCAGGCCACAAAAGAAGGAGCAAGAUGGUGGCCAGCAGGUAGAAAAGGUUAUCAUUCCUGCAGAAUCGCCCCUCCCUCUAAGAAGAACAAUUUCUAUCCCACCUUCUCCCCCACCACAGAUUCCUAAAGAUGUUUUAAAGGGUGUUUCUGUCAAAGCUUCACCUCUCCCGCAUCCUCCUCCACCACCUCCUCCCUUGCCACCUCCACCACCACCACCACCGCCGCCAUCGCCACAUGUCCCUCAGCUGCGCUAUGUGCCAUCCUCCCCUCCUCCUCAGCCUCUACUCCAGUGGGAAAUGCUUUUGGAGGAAUGUUCCUCUCCCCAAGCACAGGUUCCAAAAGAGUCCAUUGGAAUGGUUUCUGUUCCCAGGACAGUGGUAUCAGUUGGCUGCCAAACAGAAGAGGAUUCAUUCUUCCCAUCGGAGCAGGUCCCUUAUACUCCACCUCUGGAACGAGGCUCUCGGGUUUUGGCUGCUCGCCCACCUACCCCUGAGAAGUUCAUGUCUCAAGGUAAAAGUGGGAAUAACUACCCAUCCUCUACUCCUCCAAAGCCUGGUAGCCAGUUGGAUAGCAUGCUUGGAAGCCUCCAGUCUGACUUGAACAAACUUGGAGUAGCAACAGUUGCCAAAGGUGUAUGUGGAGCCUGCAAGAAACCAAUUGCUGGACAGGUUGUCACAGCGAUGGGGAAGACUUGGCAUCCUGAACACUUUGUCUGCACCCAUUGCCAGGAGGAGAUAGGAUCACGGAACUUCUUUGAGCGUGAUGGCCAGCCCUACUGUGAGAAGGACUAUCACAACCUCUUCUCCCCUCGCUGCUACUACUGCAAUGGCCCUAUCCUGGAUAAAGUGGUGACAGCCUUGGACAGGACAUGGCACCCAGAGCACUUCUUCUGUGCACAGUGUGGAGCAUUUUUUGGUCCUGAAGGCUUUCAUGAGAAGGAUGGCAAGGCCUACUGUCGCAAGGAUUACUUUGACAUGUUUGCUCCCAAGUGUGGAGGCUGUGCCCGUGCCAUCUUGGAAAACUACAUCUCUGCCUUGAAUACUCUCUGGCAUCCUGAGUGUUUUGUCUGCCGGGAGUGUUUCACUCCAUUCAUCAAUGGCAGCUUCUUUGAACACGACGGGCAGCCCUACUGUGAGGUGCAUUACCAUGAGCGCCGUGGCUCACUGUGCUCUGGCUGCCAGAAGCCUAUCACCGGGCGCUGCAUCACUGCAAUGGCCAAGAAAUUUCAUCCUGAACACUUCGUCUGUGCCUUCUGCCUCAAGCAGCUCAACAAAGGAACCUUCAAGGAGCAGAAUGACAAGCCCUACUGUCAGAACUGCUUCUUGAAACUCUUCUGCUGAGGCCAAAUUCAGCAUCCUUUUUGCUGUCUUGCCUCUUUGGACAUUGCCAUAUUUUAGCAAUCUGUGGCCAUGGUGGUCUGAGAAGAGGAGUGAAUGAGUGAGUGAAUGAAUGAACGAAUGAAUGAAUGGUGAGGUGGGACAGGACAGGAUGAGAUGCUUAGUGUUGUUCUGGAAAGGUGGGGAAUCCAGAGAGUGAUGCACCAUGGACCAUUCAGUCAGAAAGCAAUUGAAUAAGGAAAUGCUGAGAAACUGCAAGUAUUAUACUAGAUUGACAGCUGAGCCAAACCAAGAGGAGAAAUAAGGAGGGAGACUCUGUUUGGUGGGAGAGUUCUGGAACACAACCUCUUCUGACUGCAUAAUGCAUUCUUGAUAGCAAGGGCCCAAAUAGCCCAAUAAAAUUGAUUUCAUUGCAAGGAUAAGGAAUCAGAAUUCUCCCCUCUAUCAGGAGGGUUGAAAGCACAUAUCCCAGUGCCACAUAGCAUGGGCUAUGUUGGUAGGUUCUGUGUGCUGAGGGAAUACUAAUCCCAACAAGAUGUCCUACUCCCUGUUCAUGUCUGUGUUCCUCUAACACUGCAGGGAGACAAGCUUGCAGUCUUAGUGGAAUGUCCAGCAUGACUCUCGUCAUCACAGAUAUGUAUAGGGUUGAUUGUUGGUUCUGUUUGCACUCCUGUCCCCUCUCCAAAUGGGAGUAUCUCCUAUUUUUGAGAGGCUACAUUCUCCACUGCUGCUGCCAUCAAAACCCCUCUAAACAGAGGUGCUCUUGGUGAGGUUGGGAAACAAAUGACUGUAUGAAAAAAUCUGGAUAAGCAAGAUAUCCCAGGCCUCCCAGAGCUGUGUUUUUAGGCAGGCAUGAUAACCUGUGUAAUGAUUUCACCUGAAGAGUAAAGGUGUCAGCACUGUCUUUUUUCUUUCUUUCUGUCUCUUUUCUUCAUGCAUAUGUCCAUCUCUUGCUAUUGUGAAAUAUGCCCUCAAGAGACGGACUUCUGAGCAAUAAUCCUUUUUCUAUCAACUAAAUAGUUUUAAUACAUGCCUCAGUGACUGUGUGCUUUCUCUCUCUGUCACUCUCUUUCGGUUGGUUUGUGUGUGAGAGACUGUCCUUUGCUAUCAAACCGAAUACUGUGUGUUUGGGUGGGCGAAACAAUUUAUACACUGAGUCUCAAAUUCAUAACAGAACAACUUUUAAUCUCUUGUAUGGAAAUUUUAGUUUUUUGAAAUAAUUUUCAAUGGAUGACUUUCAUAUCUUGAUUGUUCUGGGCAGGGCCCUGGUUGUGUUGGUUCCUGCAUCUAUAGCCUUGAUGCUUUGUUAAACACAACUGUUAACCUGAUAAAUGUUGUCUUUUUAAAACUGGGUUGGGUUGGGAGGGUGUGGUGGGAGAGGGGGAAUGUGCAAGGAGUGUGUGUGUGUGUGUUAUUAUUUUGCUUUUAUUAAGUAGCUUUUCUAUCGAUCUGAGCUCAACUGGAACAGAUUUUUUGUAAAGAAGAAAAUAACAUGUAAACUGCUGUAUUUCAAAUUAUUUGCUUUUCUCUCCAAGCCUAGUGUUCCAGGAUCUCAAGCAAGUCUUAAUUUACAUCUAUUAGGAGAAAGAGCUCAGAAAUGUAAUUGACUUGGAGUUGAGCUUCAUAAUCUGUUUCAGAUGCUGAGGUUAGGCCCUGUGUGUUGAUUUGCCAUUUGAUUUUAACAUAUAUUUUUGGACAGGUGUGCCAUAACUCUUUAGUAUGCUGCAAUGCUGCAUGUGCACAAUCAGACACCCUGAUACCUAGGUGAUCCAUUUGUCUCUAGUCGACUGAGCUAGGGAUCGGGCAGCAGGACAGCCAUAAGCGGGUAGGAAGAAAUACAUUGCUGGAUCUAGGUCGGUUAGCUCCAUAGAUCCUCAUACCUCGGUCUAGGUGUGCUUCCUCAACUGCUUAUGUCUUCUUCUCUUGUCACACAUUGGCCACUCAUGGGUUGACAUUUGCAGGUUGUCUGGAAAGCUUAUCGCUCUCAAACAGGACUGGGUAAUUGUGGCCUUCCAGAUUUUGUUCAGAUAGCAGCUAGCUAGGAGAGCAGUGUUGAAUUCAGACAGGCUGAGACCCUACAGUGAUGGUGAACCUAUGGCAUGGGUGCCAGAGGGGGCACUCAGAGCCCUCUCUGUGGGCAUGUGUGUCAUCACUCCAGUACAGAGUUUGCCAGAGUUAGUACCUAGAAAGCCACAGUCUUGCACCACACCACUUUGCAAUAAAUAAGUUGGUUUUGGGUUGCAGUUUAGGCACUCGGUCUCUAAAAGGUUCACCAUCACUGCAUCAAGUUUGGAAUUCAAAGAUAUAGCUAUGUUAGUCUGUAGAAUCAGCAUGU